AUGAUAAACUUCAGCGGAAACGGAAGGACCGGGCUGAGCGAAAUGAAUGUCCUGCAAAACGAAAUGCAGGAGAUAAACGUAAAGGAAAGUGGCCCGAAUAACGAUUACGACGAUAACACAUACAAUGACGCGAGUACGUGCCACGACAGUAACAUGGUGAGCAACGAGAAUGGAUGCUUCAAGGGAGAAUUUACACCAAUUAGAAACGAACAGAUCAAUUCAUUUAGCGAGGCAACAGGUAUAACCGAGGAAGAAACAGAGGAAAAGCCAAGCGGGUACGAUGACGAGCAAGUUAAAGAAGUGCUCAAUUGUGCUUAUUGCAACAAGCAUGUACACGCAGUGGUCAAGACAUACACCCCCACCUUUGUCUACAUACUCAUAAUAAUCUUGUUUCUACUAUUAUCUUUCUUCACGAUAUUUUUGCUACCUCUGUUGUACUUAACGUUUAAGCAAAAAAAAUACACCUGCCCCUAUUGCGAAAAGAAUUUAAAAAAGUCGAGUGAAAAAUUAAUUCAAGUGAAAAGGGAAAAUCAAAUUUUAACAUUCCAGUUCCCGAAAUGUGCAAUAAUAAUAUCGGCAAAAUAUUUGGCUCUAUUUCUCUCUCUAAUUUUUUUAAUUUUUUUUUUUUACAUCAUAAGAAUUUCAAGCAAUUUCAAUUUAGACAAUCUAUCUAAGGGUCCUUACAUAACGGCUAGCUGGGUCGACUACCUCGAAGAUUGCGGACACAAAUCCCAACUGAGAAAUAAAUUCAAUAGUAUUCACAACUUCAAGAACAAAUAUGAUGGCUACACAAUUAUAUGGACGGGACACUUUUAUCAAAUAAAGGAAGGUUUCUUUAAUAGCAAUUCUCUCUUCAUUCGAAUGAACCCUUCGGAGUAUCGUUACGACAAGCCUGACAUCAGGGCCCUUUUCACCGACUCCCUAAUAUCACAGGUUGAAAAUUUACAAAAAAAUGAUUUGAUUCAAUUUGAAUGCACUCUUAUCCAGAUUAGUAAAAAUAGGAACCCUCAUCUCUGCAUCUUGUGGAAUGUUACUCUGAUGGAGAAAUACGAACCGACCAACUUCAAUGUGGUGGACUUUGUAAAACAUAUGUCCAUUAUGGAUAUGAUUAACAGUAGCUCUAAUGCGAAUCCAUUUUUCAUGAACCUCACAAGUAACAAUGGCGAGGUGAAGAGGUCGAUCAAGAUUGUGCACCUCGCGCCGGGCGAAUUGGACGCAGGGCUGAACGGAGGGCUGAACGGAGGGCUAAGCGAUUCCUUCCCAAGCGAUCACCUCGGGGACGAUCUCUCCGAGGUGGACUUGUUCAAUACAUCCAACAUGCUCCAUACGAAUGAUGAGUAUGUAUUCAAUUUGAGGGAACACCAGAUGAACCAUCUGACCCCGGGCUUGGAGAGCGGUUCCAAUUUUUCCUUUACCCAUGAUGUGAGUUCAGGUGGAAAAUUUAGUCUUCGUGAUUUUGUGGAUCGCAUGGGAAGUAGGAAAUCGGGGGUAGACUUCCCAGAUGAUGAUGAAUCAGAUGAAGAAGUGGAGGAGGAAGUGGAAGAGGAAGAUUAUGAAGACGAGGCUGAUGGUGAUAAUGAUUACAACAUAGACGACAUGCAAGCUCUGAAUAAUGCUUAUGGUAACCACGCGGGUGGAAAUUCCAGUCCGUUUAAUGAUGUACAAUUCCGUGCGGAUGGGAAAGAAAAGGGAGCAUCGACCUCAUCUUUCCACAAGUUUAAGUAUGGAGACGACGGGGAAGGGUUCUCCAACGAGGAGCGCGCAACCGAGUAUGAACAGGAGGUGCACGAGGAGGGGGCGUCCAAGGGAGGAACAACUAACGGUGAAGUUCCUAACGAUAAAGAGGGGAAUGAUGGAUUGACUAACAGUGAAGCUCGUAAGAAUGAAACAACCAACAAAGGGGACGAUGAGAAAAUCACGGAGAAAGAUCCCAAUGUGUAUACCUCCAGGGAUCACCCUCCUCGCGAAUGA
Messenger RNA from Plasmodium knowlesi strain H, 1971 nucleotides. Its product is annotated as LITAF-like zinc finger protein, putative. The transcript has a single exon. The record is from RefSeq and is a predicted model, not a curated record. NCBI's taxonomy places the organism in Eukaryota, Apicomplexa, Aconoidasida, Haemosporida, Plasmodiidae. The coding region runs from base 1 to 1971 and encodes 656 amino acids.